AUGUUCAUAUUCGUCGGCGCCGGAUUUUUAUGUACUUUCGCGAUCAACAAAUGGCGUGAGAUCGAGAGAAACUCGCUUCUGAAACAACAGGAGAAGAAUCAACAAGUAGAUGGAGGUUUAUUGCCUGCAGAUUCGAUUCAGAAAGCAAUGAAAUGA
Molecule: messenger RNA, 156 nt
Organism: Arabis nemorensis
Lineage: Eukaryota; Viridiplantae; Streptophyta; Magnoliopsida; Brassicales; Brassicaceae
Source: the annotation of a GenBank genome assembly